Messenger RNA from Pongo pygmaeus (Bornean orangutan), 1877 nucleotides. It is a transcript of the gene RPUSD2, whose product is annotated as RNA pseudouridine synthase domain containing 2. The coding region runs from base 40 to 1677 and encodes 545 amino acids. Gene Ontology annotation, molecular function: pseudouridine synthase activity; RNA binding. The transcript is spliced from 3 exons. The record is from RefSeq and is a predicted model, not a curated record. Gene Ontology annotation, biological process: enzyme-directed rRNA pseudouridine synthesis. NCBI's taxonomy places the organism in Eukaryota, Metazoa, Chordata, Mammalia, Primates, Hominidae.
AGAUCGCGACCCUGGGAGAGGAGUGGGGGCCGCGUGGUCAUGUGGCUGGGCGGCCGCGCAUGGCUCAGGGUUCUCGGACAUCGGCGCUGCGACCUUCGGCGCCCUAGCUUUACCAGGACUUGGAGUGGCUAUAAGGGCCCAAUGGCAGAAACACUGUCUACCCAGGUUGGGACAGCGGGCGGGCUGAGGGCUCCGCAUCAGCAAAACGGUGAUGCCGGUGGCGACGCGAGGGUUGAGCCGUCCCUCGGGCCCCCGAAGCCGGCUGGCCGGGAAGUGGAGCCGGCCCCAGUAGGCGAGGAGCAUCCCUCGGCUGCAGCCCCGGGCCCGGGCAAACAUAAGAAGCGGCGGGGCGCAACCAGGGAGCGUGUCGUGCCGCCCCCGAAGAAGCGGCGGACCGGGGUGAGCUUUGGAGAUGAGCACUUUGCAGAAACCAGUUAUUACUUAGAGGGCGGCCUGCGUAAGGUGCGGCCCUAUUACUUUGACUUCCGGACCUACUGCAAAGGUCGCUGGGUGGGCCACAGCUUGCUGCACGUCUUCAGUACCGAGUUCCGAGCUCAGCCCCUGGCCUACUAUGAGGCCGCGAUCCGGGCGGGCCGCCUGCACCUCAACGAGAAGCCGGUGCAGGACCUCAACAUCGUGCUCAAGGACAAUGAUUUCUUGCGGAACACAGUGCACAGGCAUGAGCCACCAGUCACAGCAGAGCCCAUUCGCCUGCUAGCCGAGAACGAAGAUGUGGUGGUUGUAGACAAGCCUUCCUCCAUUCCCGUUCACCCCUGUGGCCGCUUCCGACACAACACAGUUAUCUUCAUCCUAGGCAAGGAGCACCAACUCAAGGAGCUACACCCCUUGCAUCGGCUUGACCGCCUUACCUCAGGGGUGCUUAUGUUUGCCAAGACAGCUGCAGUCUCUGAGAGGAUUCAUGAGCAGGUUCGGGACCGGCAGCUGGAGAAGGAGUACGUGUGCCGGGUGGAAGGGGAGUUCCCCACUGAGGAAGUGACCUGUAAAGAACCCAUCUUAGUGGUGUCUUACAAAGUAGGGGUGUGCCGUGUAGAUCCCCGGGGCAAGCCCUGUGAGACAGUGUUCCAGAGGCUAAGCUACAAUGGCCAGUCCAGUGUGGUACGGUGCCGGCCACUCACAGGCCGCACACAUCAGAUUCGAGUCCACCUUCAGUUCUUGGGCCAUCCCAUUCUCAACGACCCCAUCUACAACUCAGUUGCCUGGGGUCCUUCCCGAGGCCGAGGCGGCUAUAUUCCCAAGACAAAUGAGGAGUUGCUACGGGACCUAGUAGCAGAGCACCAGGCCAAACAGAGCCUGGAUGUACUAGAUCUCUGUGAGGGUGACCUGUCCCCAGGACUCACAGACCCUACGGCCCCCUCCUCAGAGUUGGGCAAGGACAACCUGGAAGAGUUGGCUGCAGCUGCCCAGAAGAUGGAGGAAGUAGCUGAGGCAGCCCCUCAGGAGUUGGACACAAUAGCCUUGGCACCAGAGAAGGCAGUUGAAACAGAUGUCAUGAAUCAAGAGACAGACCCACUCUGUGCAGAGUGCCGGCUGGUGCGACAGGAUCCCUUGCCCCAAGACCUUGUGAUGUUCCUACAUGCCCUACGCUAUAAAGGGCCAGGCUUUGAGUACUUUUCACCAAUGCCUGCCUGGGCACAGGAUGACUGGCAAAAAGACUGAAGGGUGUGGCCAAUAGAGGGAUUGCUUCUUGGGUUGUGACAAGGAUGGGCUAUAGGGCAAGGGCUGACCCCAUGGGCUAGUACUUGGGGUUUCUAUAGGAGUGAGGUCGGGCUUAUAAAGAGACCUGCUCAUACUUGCUACCUCCUUCCAGUAGGAAUUUGGAGACUUUUUGGUUUGUAAAUAUAUCCCUUUUUCUAACA